AUGGCGGUGUCCUCGAUUCAAGACAGGACGAAUGAGUUUAGAUCCGUUCUUUCUCAGGUACAAAAGCGACAAGCGUCAUCUAAAGUUGGAUCACAAAGACAAUCACUCCUCACGGAUGCACAAAAAGCUGCGAACGGUAGCGCAAAUGGAGAUGGGAAACCACGGAGGUCAGAAUUCGCAAGGAGGGCGGCUGAAAUUGGACGCGGGAUUGGAGGAACGAUGAGCAAAUUAGAAAAGUUGGCACAGUUGGCUAAGAGGAAAACACUAUUCGACGACCGGCCGGUGGAAAUUAAUGAACUCACCUUCAUAAUCAAACAAGACCUCUCAUCCCUCAACCAACAAAUCUCUUCCCUCCAAACCCUAUCCCGCGCGCAACACCCAAAAGCCGACCAAGAAGGCGAACACAACAAAAAUGUAGUCUUCCUCCUCCAAGGCAAACUCACAGACGUCUCCGCAAACUUCAAAGACGUCCUCGAAGUCCGCACAAAAAACAUCCAAGCCUCGCGUUCACGGACAGAAAACUUCGUCUCCUCAGUCUCCGCCCACACCGCGCCCGCAAUCUCCCAAUCCGCAUCUCCCUUAUACAGCACACCUCAAAACCGGGGCUCACCAGGCCCCGGACAGGAUCUCCUCUCCCUGAACCCCGUGGGCGACCAGCAGCUCCUGAUGAUGGAAGAAGCGCAACCACAGAAUCAGUAUAUAAACCAGCGAGGCGAGGCAAUCGAGGCAAUCGAGCGCACAAUCAAUGAGCUAGGCGGUAUAUUCGGACAACUGGCAUCUAUGGUCUCGGAACAGAGCGAGAUGAUCCAGCGGAUAGACGCAAACACGGAAGAUGUGGUGGACAAUGUACAAGGCGCCCAGCGGGAAUUACUGAAGUACUGGUCACGCGUAUCUGGCAAUCGCUGGUUGGUUGCUAAGAUGUUUGGUGUAUUAAUGAUAUUUUUCUUACUCUGGGUGCUUGUAGCAGGAUAG
Glarea lozoyensis ATCC 20868 is the source of this 972-nucleotide messenger RNA. RefSeq names its product t-snare protein. The transcript is spliced from 3 exons. The coding region runs from base 1 to 972 and encodes 323 amino acids. Gene Ontology annotation, biological process: vesicle fusion; endoplasmic reticulum to Golgi vesicle-mediated transport; intracellular protein transport. Gene Ontology annotation, molecular function: SNARE binding; SNAP receptor activity. NCBI's taxonomy places the organism in Eukaryota, Fungi, Ascomycota, Leotiomycetes, Helotiales, Helotiaceae. The record is from RefSeq and is a predicted model, not a curated record. Gene Ontology annotation, cellular component: Golgi membrane; endomembrane system; SNARE complex.